This is a messenger RNA of Nematolebias whitei (Rio pearlfish), 904 nucleotides long. RefSeq names its product axin 1 (gene axin1). Gene Ontology annotation, biological process: negative regulation of canonical Wnt signaling pathway. Lineage: Eukaryota; Metazoa; Chordata; Actinopteri; Cyprinodontiformes; Rivulidae. Bases 1 to 879 code for a protein of 292 amino acids. The transcript has a single exon. The record is from RefSeq and is a predicted model, not a curated record.
AUGAGCAUAAGCGACCAGAGGGGCUGCGUCGCAGACCUGGGAGGCAGCUUCACUGAGGAUGCUCCCAGACCUCCAGUCCCUGGAGAAGAAGGAGUGCUGGCGUGCAAUGACGGUCGCCAGCACAGCAACCUUGGCUUUUCCUCCAAGAACGAGAGUGCCAAAUGUGAAGCGUCAGUGGCUACACUCCGGCGACCGGACUUGGAUCUGGGUUAUGAACCAGAGGGCAGCGCUUCCCCUACACCACCCUACGUAAAAUGGGCCGAGUCUCUUCAUUCCCUCCUGGAUGAUCAGGACGGCAUCCAUCUGUUCAGGAAGUUCCUGAAGCAGGAGCAAUGCGCCGACAUGUUAGACUUCUGGUUUGCAUGCAGCGGCUUUUGCAAGCUUGAAGCUAACAAGGCUAAUGAGGAGAAGAAGCUAAAACUGGCAAAAGCCAUCUAUAAAAAGUACAUUCAGGAUAACAACGGGAUUGUCUCCAGACAGAUCAAACCAGCUACCAAGUCUUUCAUUAAAGACUGUGUGAUGAAGCUCUACAUUGAUCCUGCCAUGUUCGAACAGGCUCGGACUGAGAUACAGACGAUGAUGGAGGACAACACUUAUCCUCUGUUUUUAAAGUCGGACAUUUAUUUGGAAUUCGCACGGACAGGAGACGAGAGCCCUAAGCCGUUCAGGGAUCAGAGUCCUGCUUCUGGGGAAGGAAAAGGACUGUCGGGGUUUUUACCAACUUUAAACGAAUAUGAGGAAUGGAGAUGUGACCAGGGCCCAGAGGAGCAGCCUGAGUGUGACCUGACACCAAGCAGCCAGCUCACUCAGCAACUGCUAAUGGAGACGCAGCGAGUUGGCAAAAGAGCAAGAUUUCAGGACAGCCUCGAGUGCAGGUAAAUCCUCCCAGGCAUCUAAAAAAGAA